UCGUGGCUCACAUCAGCGUGUAUAUAGGCGUGAGGAGGAGUAAAACCAAUUAUUACCUACUUCUUAUCUGGUGAACGUGGCUUGCUCUUUCGUGUUUGGACCGAGUUAAUAAAAAGGAUUUGUUUGAACCGGAAAAAAAGAUUGUCGAUUGCUAUAAUAAUAACGCGCUUUGUGAUUCGAACCUGGGUUCCUGUAUUUUGCUCGUCAAAUAAUUGUCGCUUCUACUGGAGAUUGCAGCGGAAACCUAGGUCUGCGAUACGAUCCGCCGGACUUUUACCGCUGGCGAACAAGAAAACAGGAAUGAAAUUUAAAAAUCGGAUUGGAAAAUAUGAGCUAGGAAGGACUCUUGGAGAGGGGAAAUUCGCAAAGGUUAAACUCGCCAUUGACGUGGAAACAGGACAGAGCUAUGCCGUGAAAAUCUUGGACAAGGAGAAGGUUUUCCGGUGCAAAAUCGUGAAUCAUAUUAAAAGGGAAAUAUGUACGCUGAAGCUCAUUAAACAUCCUAAUGUCGUGAGAUUAUACGAGAUUUUGGCGAGCAAGAAGAAGAUAUAUAUUGUUCUCGAGUUUGUUACCGGGGGAGACUUGCUUGACAAAAUCAUUGAGGCGAGUAACGGAGAACUCCAUGAAAACGUAGCGAGAAAGUAUUUCCAGCAGCUAAUUGACGCCGUCGGAUAUUGCCACAGCAGGGGUGUCUACCACAGGGAUUUGAAGCCGGAAAAUGUGCUUCUGGAUGCCAAUGGAAACGUGAAAGUUUCUGAUUUUGGUCUCAGUGCGUUGCCGCAGCAAUUUAGGGCAGACGGGCUGCUACAUACAACUUGUGGAAGCCCUAACUAUAUAGCCCCGGAGGUUAUUGCGAACAGAGGCUACGACGGGGCUACAGCCGAUCUAUGGUCUUGUGGCGUAAUUCUCUUUGUUCUCCUCACUGGUUGGUUGCCGUUUGAGGAUAGAAAUAUUGUAGUUCUUUAUCAGAAGAUUUUCAAAGGCGAUUUUAAAUGCCCCAAUUGGCUUUCAUCCGGCGCUCGGAAAUUGAUCAAAAGAAUACUCGAUCCCAAUCUCAAAACGAGAAUAACUAUACCGGAAAUAAUUGAGAACGCGUGGUUCAAGCAAGGAUACUCUCCUGCAGAACUUAUGGAGGAGGACACCAAUUUGAUUGAUAUCAAUGCCGCAUUCACAAAUGUGGAGGAACAUCUGCUGACGGAGGGAACAGGGCCAGUUCCCAUGAACGCAUUUCAGUUGAUAGCUAUGUCCGUCAGCCUUGAUCUUUCGGGGUUAUUCGAGGAAGAGGAUGCUGCGCAAAGGAAAACCAGUAUUUUGUCCAUGUUUCCCGCCAAAGAGAUUAUUGAAAGAACAGAGGAGACGACCAGGAACAUGGGAUUCGAAGUGCAGAAGAAAAAAGGCAAGCUUAUGUUAAGACAAAGGGAUCCUAAGUCGAGGGAAAAUGGACACCUGUCGGUUGCCGUGGAGGUUUUCGAGGUAACCCCUUGUUUGCAUGUUGUUGAGCUGCGAAAAUGUUGCGGAGAUAGAGACCUUUACAAGGAGCUGUGCAGAGAACUCUCUAGUAAUCUUAGCUCAGAUGAUCUUUCUUCACCUAAAGUGAAGUUUGACGAUGAUAACACUGUCUGGAGAACAGAAGGGGCACUUCCUGUGGUUAAUAAUUGUUAAUCUCGCGGUUGCUUUCAUCCACAUCAUUGUACAAAAAAUUCACAUAAAACUUCAUUCAUUGUACAUUUAUUUUUAGGAAAAUUGGUUUAUUCAAUCAAAUUAAAAAUUACAGUCAAAUGGGCAACCUUUAUGCAUACGCUGCUGGUGGUUAAAGUCUUUGCUCGUACACACAAUUUACGUUAGCGACAACUACAAGGAAAUGGAAAGGAGGAUUUGUUUGCACGUGACGGACAGAGAGGUAAUCCUAUAAGAACUAUUGCAGAAUGAGAUUGCCAGCUAAAAUACGGCAUUGUUUGCUUGUUCAGCGAGAAUUUAUAAUAAUACCACUUAGUGGCGUAUGUAAUGUAAAUAAGUUUAGAAAUGUCAGUCUUGUCAAAUAGGAGAUUUGGUGGGGGUGAGCGAACAUUCGCCAUCGAAAAUGAAAUUGGUAGAAGAUUGUUCUUAGAUCACAAGUUUUUCAAGCACGAGAAAAUGCAAGGCAGAUAUUAUAAUUUAAUUAAUCUUUGAGGCAUAUUAUUAUAUUUGUAUUUGUAUAUAUUUUCUACGUGAAGUUGGAUAUAUGUAUACCUCAA
Molecule: messenger RNA, 2234 nt
Organism: Cryptomeria japonica (Japanese cedar)
Lineage: Eukaryota; Viridiplantae; Streptophyta; Pinopsida; Cupressales; Cupressaceae
Product: CBL-interacting serine/threonine-protein kinase 26
Exons: 14
Coding region: 301-1662 (453 amino acids)
Biological process (GO): signal transduction; protein phosphorylation
Molecular function (GO): ATP binding; protein kinase activity
Source: RefSeq, a predicted model, not a curated record